AGCACUCUCACCUGCAUACCGCGCACCUCGUUCACUGUUGCGAGAGCACGCCCCGUCGACGACAGUGCUUCGCCAAGCUCGACGCCACACGUCGCCCUAGCGCCACAGUAGACCUCCAGCUUGGCGCGCUGCAUGACGCUCCAGCUUCACUUCCGCCCCACCGCCCACUGCCGCUAGAAGCAUGAAAAAGACCCGCCUGCCGUUGACGUGUCCGCUAGUGCACCGCUUCUUCAUGCACUGGAUCCGGGGGGCCUGCCAUUCCAAUCUCCCAUCACUCGAGUCCUGUCCAGGCUAGUCUGUCUCACCGCACUCUGAUUGCUGGUUUACCGCCAUGUCGAGUGCACUGCAACCGCGCCGCGCCCUGGUCGUCUACGGCUCCGAGACAGGUAACGCGCAGGAUGUGGCUGAGGAGAUGGGACGCGUCGCUGAGCGAUUGAGAUUCGACACCGAGGUCGCUGAGCUCAACGCCAUCACUCUAAGGCAACUGCUGCAACAUCACGUCGUCUUGAUCGCCAUCUCCACCACGGGCCAGGGCGAACUACCACCCAACAGCCAGAAGUUCUGGAAAGCCAUCCGGAGCACUCGACUGCGGCCAGGAUGCUUGCAGCAGAUGAGAUUUGCAUCCUUUGGUCUUGGUGACACGUCCUAUCCAAAGUACAACUGGGCGCAUCGCAAGCUAUACAACCGGCUCGUGGCACUCGGAGCGCAGCCGAUAUGCGAUCGUGGCGAGUCAGACGAGCAGCAUCCAGAGGGCAUCGAUGGCUCCUUCCUACCAUGGUCAACGAAACUCCGCCAAUAUCUCCUCGGCUCAUAUCCGCUCGCUGAUGGUAUCGAGCCGAUACCGGACAAUGUUCUGCUAGACCCGAAAUGGCUGCUCGAGACUAUAGACGAUGGUGUAGCAUCUUCACCAAAACUCGAAUCUGUACCUGCGUUGAGCGGCGACGCGCCUGAUGCCCCUCCGUCUGACCUUCUCGACAUAUCCGGCGGACUUACUGCUAAGAUCACAAGCAACGAGAGAGUCACUCCGACGGCCCAUUGGCAGGACGUCCGGCACCUCAAGUUUGAAAUACCAGAGACACAUCCAUACGUCCCAGGUGAUGUACUUACAAUCUACCCCAAGAACUUUCCCUCCGAUGUAUCUCAGUUCCUCGAAUGUAUGGGCUGGACGUCCAGGGCUGAUGUACCUCUCCGCUUCGUCCCUUCAUCAUCAUCGACACCUUCCGACGCCACUCUGCCCAUCCGAAAUAUGGAGCAAGGUAGUACGAUAACCUUAAGAGAGCUUUUAACCAACCAUCUUGAUAUUAUCGCUAUUCCCCGAAGGUCGUUCUUCGCCCAGCUCGCGCAUUACACGAGUGACGAGUUCCACAAAACAAGAUUACUUGAGUUUACGGACCCUCAAUAUCUGGACGAGCUAUAUGACUACACCACACGUCCACGCCGCAGCAUCUUAGAGGUCUUACAGGAGUUUGAAUCUGUCAAGAUACCUUGGCAGCGCGUGUGCAGUAUCAUUCCUACUCUACGCGGUCGACAGUUCAGCAUCGCAAGUGCGAUGAACCCUACCACGGAGCUAGAAAAGAAAACAAAAAUCGAGCUUUUGAUUGCGAUAGUAAAGUAUAAGACAAUUAUUAAAAGAAUAAGACAAGGUGUUGCUACGCGGUACAUCGCUUCGCUCAUACCAGGACAAGAAAUCACGGUCACGCUUUCGCGAGGCGGGCUUGGUGUGAGCAAAGAUGAACUCGAUAGACCGGUUGUUAUGAUUGGGCCAGGAACAGGUGUAGCGCCCAUGCGUUCGCUAAUAUACCAACGCGUACAAUGGCGCGAGGAGCACAAGAAACUUCAGAAUGGCCACGCGCAGGAAGAUGACGAACCUGUAAAAGACUUACUGUUCUUUGGCUGUCGUAAUGCCGAGUCAGAUUACUUCUUCAAAGACGAAUGGGCGCAGCUCCAGUCCUCCAGCGUGCCGUUAGAAGUCUUUGCGGCAUUCUCCCGAGACCAGCGCCAGAAAGUCUACGUUCAAGACCUUGUCCGUCAGCAAUCUUCGCUGAUAUUUUCGCAUCUUUUCCACAAAUCUGGCAUCUUAUAUAUUUGCGGCUCGUCGGGCAAAAUGCCUCAGGCUGUACGCGAAGCACUCAUUGAAGCUUUCCAAGGGCAUGGCAGUAUGGAUAGAGAAGGCGCAGAGGAUUAUCUGGUGAGCAUGGAGAAGAGUGGAAGAUAUAGACAAGAAACGUGGUAGGACCUUCGGUAGCGAUAGGGCCGCCCUUGAUUGCAGAUCAGACAUCGUAGGCUGUUUGGUUUCAUGAACGACGUUAGCAUACCCUACCUUCCGAUCUAGACGUGGAGGAAUGAGAUGAGAGUGGAGGGGGAGACAUUAGACAGGUUAUUGCGAAGAUCACGAGAGGUGUGUGGAUGCUGGAUUGCAGGGUCUGUGAUACUGGAUCAAUUGUCUACACCGCGUACCUACUCAUAGAUAUAACAGAAGGGUCCAGCAAGCGUGCUCGAAGCCUCCUUAAUAGUCAUAUUUGGGAAGCCCAGAUACUCCCCAAAUGUCAUAACAUCAUCCAGCGUCGCAUUUCUUGUUGGUGGGACAUUCUGGAACGUAAGGGUGCCAGCAAUAGUAAAGCGUCUCUCCUUCAAGUUUUGAUUCUGCCAAAUCCACCAAAUU
This is a messenger RNA of Alternaria alternata, 2662 nucleotides long. RefSeq names its product sulfite reductase flavo protein alpha-component. NCBI's taxonomy places the organism in Eukaryota, Fungi, Ascomycota, Dothideomycetes, Pleosporales, Pleosporaceae. The transcript is spliced from 4 exons. Gene Ontology annotation, molecular function: flavin adenine dinucleotide binding; FMN binding; NADPH-hemoprotein reductase activity. The record is from RefSeq and is a predicted model, not a curated record. Gene Ontology annotation, cellular component: cytosol. Bases 332 to 2233 code for a protein of 633 amino acids.